AUGAAUGACAAGACAUCAGAUUUGCGAGAUUCUGACUCUAGGAAGGAGGGACUUGACUUCCAUUUGACGUUCCACGUUUCGUGCCCAAAGUGCAAGAUAAAUAAAUACGUUCGGGUAACCCAACCAAGCACAUUAUGUACCAUCAAGUCCAUAUACAGCUCCGCACCCAAGGACCCAGACGAGGGUGGAAGGGAGGGAGAAGGAGGGUUAGAUAGGGAUGAGGAUGUGGAUGUAGAUGUGGAGAAGUUGUUGGAUAUAAAAUAUGGUGGUUUGUGA
Messenger RNA from Sclerotinia sclerotiorum 1980 UF-70, 276 nucleotides. RefSeq lists its product with no specific name. Bases 1 to 276 code for a protein of 91 amino acids. Lineage: Eukaryota; Fungi; Ascomycota; Leotiomycetes; Helotiales; Sclerotiniaceae. The transcript is spliced from 3 exons. The record is from RefSeq and is a predicted model, not a curated record.